CGGUAAAAGGGGCAGGAUCAAGCUCACAUGUGCUGUGGGACAUAAUUGACAUGGCCGCGGAAUCUCCCCCUGAGUGAGCGCUGGUGGAGCAGACUGGAGCAGGGAUAGCAAAGUUGUGUCUGGGGUGAAAGUGGAGCUGUGGAGUUUCUUUCAAGAUCAUUUUAUUGCAGCGAGAAAGGCAGUCCAGGAAAGUUCUCCAUGAAUGUACGUCACAAUGAUGAUGACAGACCAGAUUCCGCUGGACCUGCCGCCACCACUAUUGAAUGGGGAGGUGGCCAUGAUGCCGCACAUGAUUAAUGUUAAUGGGGAUGGAUCGCAACAGGUGAUCCUCGUGCAAGUCAACCCUGGAGAGACCUUCACCAUCAGAGCAGAGGAUGGAUCCCUGCAAUGCAUUCAAGGGCCCGCGGAGGUUCCGAUGAUGUCACCCAAUGGAUCCAUCCCACCCAUCCACGUGCCUCCCGGCUACAUCUCACAGGUGUUGGAGGACAACACAGGGGUCCGGAGAGUGGUGGUCACCCCUCAGUCUCCAGAAUGUUAUCCUCCCAGUUAUUCCCCAGCCAUCUCUCCAACUCAUCACUUAUCUCCAUACAUGGCCCCACCACCCUUUAUUCCCAACUCGCACACGGCCUUCUACCCACCCGUCAGCCCUGGGGACAUUCCCCCCCACCAGUACUACCAGCAUCAUAUCCCACCCAUGUACAGUGAAGAGAUAAUUCCUGUGUAUGGGAUGAACUACAUUGGGCGAGAUGAGCAGUACAAACCACCACCAAAGAAGAUGAAGGACAGACUGGAGCGUCAGAAUCGUCUCAACAGCCCUCCCUCCAUCUAUAAGAGCAACAUGGGCUGCAACAACAUGUACAAUGGCUAUGGCAAGGUCCACGGAAAUCUUGGAGGUGUCGGAGGAGGAGGAAGCAGUCCUGGAGCUAAAAAAAACACCCGUGGAGCUCGGAGUAGCCCCAGGUCCAGUGAGCCAGACUUACAAGAUCAUGAUUCAGAAGCAAAGAGAGUUCAGGAUGUUCUCUCAGGAAUGGAAAAACCACAGGUUUUUAAUAUCCAAGCCCGGACAGCGCGACUGACCUGGGCUCCACCAGUAGGCCUUCAGAACAGAGACAGGCACAGUAACGGACACCCCUUAACCUGCAGCUACGAGGUCACUCUCUCAGACAAGGGUCGUAACGGCCAGUACCACGUCAUCUAUAGUGGAGAGGAGUUGGAAUGCAAUUUAAAAGAUCUCAGACCAGCAACAGACUACCAUGUAAGAGUGAACACUGUGUGCAAUUCUGUGAAGGGUUCGUGCUCUGAGGUGGGGGCUUUCACCACCCACAGCAGUACCCCAGACUGCCCGCUGCCCACUAAACUGUCCCACCGCACAAAGAGCACGCUCACCCUGCAGUGGAAGGCACCAGUCGAUAAUGGAUCAAAAAUCACCAGUUACCUUUUAGAGUGGGAUGAGGGCAAAAAGAACAACAUUUUCAGAGAAUGUUACUUCGGAAGCCAAAGGCACUACAAACUCACUCAUCUGUGUCCAGCCAUGGCCUACACGUUUCGAGUGGCGGCACGCAACGACAUAGGAAUGAGUGGCUUUAGUCCUGAGGUGGUCUUCUACACGACUGGAAGUCUGCCCCACCUGCCCCAUGCUCCUCGGCUGGUGCGUGCCGGCAUCACAUGGAUCACGCUGGAGUGGAGCCGCCCAGAUGGCUGCACCGCAGAGGAACCCGUCACAUACACGCUGGAGAUCCAGGAGGAGAACGUUGGAACAGAGUUUCACCCAAAGUACACUGGAGAAAACUUGACAUGUACUGUAGAGGGGCUGAAAAGAAGCACACAGUAUAAAUUCAGGCUCAUAGCCUCGAACCUGGAGGGCAGGAGCAGUCCCAGUGAGGUGCUGGUGUGUAACACCAGUCCAGACAAACCUGGACCCCCCUCCAGACCCUGCAUCAAGGGCCCUAUCAGACCCUACAGCUUCAGUGUCAAAUGGGAUCCUCCACAAGACAACGGAGGUUCAGAAAUCUUGAAAUACCUCUUAGAGAUGUCAGAAGGAAAUUCUGAUGCCAAUCAGUGGGACAUUACCUACAGUGGGCCUGCCACAGAGUGUGAGUGUGAGGACUUGAAACCUGGCACAUUGUACAGACUGCGCACCUGCAGCAUCAGCACAGGCGGCCACAGCCAGUGCUCUGAGAGUCUGCCUGUGCGUACGCUAUCUGUUGCUCCAGGACGUUGCCAGCCUCCCAGAAUUGUGGGUAAAGCGAAACACAAAGAAGUGCACUUACAAUGGGACUGUCCCUCCUCUGAGGGGGCAUGUGAGGUGAGUGAGUACAGUUUGGAAAUGAGGGAGGGAGAGUCUGAGCCUGCCGAGGUCUAUCACGGCUCUGAUCUGGAGUGCACUGUGGGCAGUCUGCUCCCUGGCGCCACCCAUAGCUUCCGCCUGCGUGCUGCCAACGAGGCAGGGUAUGGGCAAUACUCUGAACCAACAGAAAUAACAACCGCAGCUGGUCCUCCGAGCCAGUGUGCGGCGCCAUCCCUCACCCUAAUGUCCAAUACCUGUGUGCUGGUCAGCUGGGAGAGUCCAGAGAGCUCAGGGGCCGACAUCUCUGAGUACCGUCUGGAGUGGGGCCGAGAGGAAGAGCCCAUGGAGCUGAUCUACUGUGGCCCUGACACGCAGUGUGAGAUCUCAGACCUGACACCUGCUACUCAUUACUACUGCAGACUACAGGCGGCGAAUCAGGCAGGUGCAGGACCGUACAGUGAUCAUGUGAGCUGUCAGACCCCCGCCACCAUGCCCGACCCCAUCUCAGUGUUGUGUGUACUUGAGCACGACCCUACAGAAAGUGGCGUCUACACACCUUCCACUUGCCUGGCUUUGAAAUGGGAUGAGCCCUGCAACAAUGGAGCGGAGAUCACAUCUUACACUCUUAAACUGGGAGAGCAGCUGAUCAGCCUGGGCACCAGCACCUGCUAUGUGCUACAGAACCUACAGCCUGACAGUGAAUACAGUUUGCAGAUUCAGGCAGUGAAUGAGAUUGGUGCCAGUCCCUUCUGCCCUCCCCUGCUGGCCCGCACAAGGCCACUGCCCCCUGUCCCGCCCCGACUGGAGUGCACUGCCGCUGGACCCCAGAGCCUCAAACUCAAGUGGGGAGACAGCAGCAAUGCCAAGAGCCUGCUUGGAGAAGAGAUGGUCUACAACUUGCAGAUGGAGGACAAGAACAGAAGGUUUGUCACAAUCUACAGAGGCCCAAGCCACACAUAUAAGGUACAGCGACUAAAUGAGUCGAGCAGCUACUGUCUCAGGAUUCAAGCUGUGAGCGAGGCAGGAGAGGGCCUUUUCUCUGAAGUACACACCUUCCAUACGACCAAGUCUAUUCCUCCAGCUCUCAAGGCUCCCAAAGUGGUACAGAUGGAAGGGAAUGUGUGUGAGGUGAGCUGGGAGAGCAUUCCACCAAUGAGAGGAGACCCCAUCAUCUACAUCCUACAGGUGCUGGUGGGCCGGGAGUCUGAUUACAAACAGUUAUAUAAGGGAGAAGACGCAAGCUUCCAGAUAUCUGGCCUGCAGAACAACACAGACUAUCGCUUCCGCGUGUACGUGUGUCGGCGGUGUCAGGACAGCACACAGGAGCUGUGCGGCCCGCUCAGCCCGUCCUCGCUCUUCACCCUGCGGCGCACGGAGCUCACCCUCCCCGGAGAGCUCAACUCCCCCGAGACCCUGAAGCCCAGCGGCAUGUUCGCCACAGACGAACGCUUCGCGGCGGUCUUAGUCGGGGCUUUCGCGGCCCUGUCUUUCCUCAUUGCUUUUGUGGUGGAAUACUUCUUCAUGAAGUGAAAAUACCGAAAUGAACGCAGAACCAGCAGCCAGCCAAGGAAAAAAAAAACGUUUUGAGAAACACACGAACACUUAAAGUAUACAUCCGACGCGACGUACUGUAGGCUGAGUAUGUUAUACAGGCUCUCUUCUUGUCUUUCCUUCUCUUUUCUCUCUCUCUCGCCCUCCUGAUGCCUUCCAGCCUGCCUGUGCAUCGCUGUGUCACUCACUCUUUUACAGCGUGUGAAUUUCGCUCUGAACUCUUCGGGGAAGCGAAACCACGUCAUCAAGCCUUACGAAGAGUUGCGCGACAGCCUGUUUUUGCAUGCUUCGUUUUUUUGUAUCCCUUUAAGUGUACGUAUAUGUUGGGAGGAAAAUGUAUCGGUAUUUUCUCCGCAUUCAUGGCCUUACUUUGUUUUAUCCGAGUGUGCAUUUGUUUCACAGAUAUAUAUAUACACACAAGUUACAUAGCUUAAUCAUGACGUAACACCCACAGUUCACCCAGUGCCGUUUUUUGAUACAUAAUCACGUGAUGUUCACAUUUUGCUUGUACCUCACAGUACGCAUCACCACGAUCCUUCUCAGAAACACGAAAUACUGUUACCGUAGUAAGGCCGUUGUAAAGCCCCCUGCAUUUAAGCUGCCAAAGCAAGUUGCAAUCCAAGUGUGGUUUAAGUGAUGCUGCUAUUGUGUUUAUUUUUCCUACGAACGGAAUCAGUUAUCUAAUAUAUAGAGAUACAAAUAUAAAUCUAUAAGAGCUAUUGUAAUAUAAGUAACAAUGAGUUUGAAGUAGAUCUCUCUGUUCACAAUCUAUGGUGCUUUAUCUGUGGUCAGUAGUGGUGGCGGACGAGGGUGAGGGAAGUUAAACGCCGCCCUUUGCCACCACACACCCUCUUUCUCUGGCCAUCUAGUCCUAAGGUGCAGUGACACAGGGCUAUUUCCUCGCCUUCCCGCCCCCUCCCCGGAUGACUUUGGUUAGGCUAACGUGGCCCUCUCAGACUGACUUUGGGCUCUGUGUGGUGUCUGUAGAUCCAGGGAGUCACAAUAGCCAGUGUGUAGCUGUGAAAGCGAAAUGGCCUGUUUCGUUGCUCUGUGAAUGGCGUUGGUCCUCAGGACUUCGCCCGUCGUGUUCCCGUCGCCCGUCGUUGAAUGUUUCAUCUUCUCUGAAUCCGUGAAAGCCAGUUGGACAUUUCUAAGGUGCUUCAUAUCAAGGUUAUUGUCAAAAGCAGCAGUGAGUUCCUCCACCCGCUGCGCCAUGCCAAAACAGCCUGAUGUGCUUGCGGUGCAUCUUUAGCCAAGGAAAAAGGUACAAACCAGCAGUUCCCGUCGAUCCAAAGAGUCCUAACUUGCAGAACAGUUAGGAGGUUUCUAAAAAGUAGAACUACAUGGAGAAGGGCUUCUUCUGCUUGACUGACAGCCUGUAUUGUACCUCAGGGACAUGGACUUUUUAGAGGUGAAGAAGUAAAUACUAUGUUUCUGAGAGGGUGCUGCGAAAACACUAAACGUUGCCGAAUGAUUCUGAUAUUGCUGCCAUCUCUAGCGUCAUUCCGUUGUAUCUGCAUCUGCAGUUUUAAAUGCAUUUAUCUGAUCUGUUUUCUCACCUAAGCUGUGCCUUGCUCCAGUUGUUCGUAAGCAAAUCGUUUACUAGCUCAGAAUACCUUUGCCAAAGUUAAUGGGAAAGUAAGGUAUCAUUCUUUAGGGUUAUUUAUACUGUCUAUUGCAUACAGUACUUUAAAUGGCAAUUAAAGUGCAAUCUUCAUUUAUUUAUUUUUCAAGAAAUUAAGAGAUGUAGUUAUGUCCUAUUCUCUCUCUCUCUCU
Molecule: messenger RNA, 5614 nt
Organism: Sinocyclocheilus anshuiensis
Lineage: Eukaryota; Metazoa; Chordata; Actinopteri; Cypriniformes; Cyprinidae
Product: fibronectin type III domain-containing protein 3B-like
Exons: 26
Coding region: 203-3817 (1204 amino acids)
Molecular function (GO): protein binding
Source: RefSeq, a predicted model, not a curated record